Equus caballus (horse) is the source of this 12579-nucleotide messenger RNA. The record is from RefSeq and is a predicted model, not a curated record. Lineage: Eukaryota; Metazoa; Chordata; Mammalia; Perissodactyla; Equidae.
CCCCGCUUGGAUCUGGAGCCCGCGCGCCGCGCUGCCUUCUCUUCCUCGGCCGCCGCCCAGCCGGCAGCUCCCCCAGCCAAGACGCGCGCGUUCUAGCCUCCUUCCCCGGGUUUACGGAUUUCCGGGGGGCGAAGAAUUUUGCCUCGGUCCCUACGAGCAUCUCUCGACCUCUCUCCCCCUCCCCUCGCGACUCCCCCACCUCGUGGGCGCGCGCGCGCACACUCACACACACUCACACUCGCAGGCGCGCGUGCGCACGCCCGCGCGCCCCGAGCCGCGGAGUCUCCAGCGCCGCUCAGCAGAUCCCACUCUCUCGGGCGCCGCUACUCACACAGGCUUCCAGCCGCCACGGGGCGUCCUCUGUCUGCGGCAGCGGCGGCAGAGGCAGCGGAGGGAACGGCAGCUGCAGCCCGGCCCCGUCUGGCAGCUCCGCGCCCGGGACGGAGUCCGGGAAGCGGAGAAGGAGGACGCCGAGGCAAGGAGGAGCCGCGCCGCGCCCGGCGCCCGGCUCCACGCGGCGGGCUGCCUCUGCUCCCCGCACGGCGGCCCCAGGUCCUUUGCAGCCAGCAUGAUAACGUAUUUAUAACACGUGGAGGAGAGAGAGCUCACCAUGCUCAGGAUUCCCCAAAAGAAGAUGGAUCGAGGGAAGUGAUGGGGUCCCUGAGAGAAAGCCAUAUGUGAAGAAAUCUGCCAGAAUGGAUCAGACUGAGCAACAGGAUCUGGAUGUCUAAGGGGACAGUGGUUCCAGAAGCAUCUGGCAUGUCAAAGCCGCACUGUCUUCCAUGGGACUUCCUUUGUAAACAGCUUCUAUUUAAAAUAUUUUUGUGAAUACGUUGUUUCAGUCAAGUCCCCAAAGAACACAUUUGUCUUCUGAUCUUCUGGAGGUCUUAAGGAAGCUACUAGAGAAUGUGCUCUACAAAAAUGAGGAUGUAAACCAAGAAAGAGGAAACCAUGGGAUCCAGGAAACGGGGGACCCAGCACAGGCGAGAGGCACAGGGAUUUCGCAAGAUGGUGUUAAAAAGAAGCCCCAGGACAACAGAAUCCAAUGAUCUCCGUGGGGACCCUGCACUCAGCCAUCCAACUGCUCCUGCCUCCCAGGAUGCUCAUAAUUCAAUAGUAGAUGCAGGUGGCAUUGAAAGCAUCACCCAGUGUCCCCAGCAGCUUCCUCAGAUGAUGGCUGCAGCAGCCGAUGGUUUGGGGAGUAUAGCGAUAGACACGACCCAGCUCAACAUGUCGGUGACAGAUCCCACAGCCUGGGCCACCGCCAUGAAUAACUUGGGCAUGGUUCCUGUGGGGUUGCCUGGACAGCAGCUUGUGUCUGACUCCAUCUGUGUACCAGGCUUUGAUCCAGGCCUCAACAUGAUGACUGGAAUCACCCCCAUUAACCCAAUGAUACCAGGCCUGGGGCUGGUACCACCCCCACCGCCAACAGAAGUGGCUGUCGUCAAAGAAAUAAUCCACUGCAAAAGUUGUACCCUUUUUCCUCAAAAUCCAAAUCUUCCGCCUCCUUCCACAAGAGAACGACCUCCUGGGUGUAAGACUGUGUUUGUCGGAGGAUUACCAGAAAAUGCUACUGAGGAAAUUAUUCAAGAAGUCUUUGAGCAGUGCGGUGAUAUUACAGCGAUUCGGAAAAGCAAGAAGAAUUUUUGUCACAUUCGCUUUGCAGAGGAAUUCAUGGUUGAUAAAGCCAUUUACCUUUCUGGUUACCGGAUGCGAUUGGGGUCUAGCACGGACAAAAAGGAUUCAGGCCGCCUUCACGUGGACUUUGCCCAGGCCAGGGACGACUUCUACGAGUGGGAAUGCAAGCAGAGGAUGCGCGCCCGUGAGGAGCGGCACCGGCGCAAGCUGGAGGAGGAUCGGCUGCGGCCGCCCUCGCCGCCGGCCAUAAUGCACUACUCCGAGCACGAGGCCGCCCUGCUGGCCGAGAAGCUGAAAGAUGAUAGCAAGUUUUCAGAGGCUAUCACAGUGCUGCUUUCCUGGAUUGAACGAGGGGAAGUGAAUCGGCGUUCCGCAAACCAGUUCUAUUCCAUGGUGCAGUCGGCCAACAGCCACGUCCGCCGGCUAAUGAACGAAAAAGCCACCCAUGAGCAAGAGAUGGAGGAAGCCAAGGAGAAUUUUAAAAACGCCUUAACUGGAAUCCUCACUCAAUUUGAGCAGAUUGUGGCCGUUUUCAACGCUUCUACCAGACAAAAAGCUUGGGACCAUUUCUCGAAAGCUCAGCGCAAGAACAUAGACAUUUGGCGAAAGCAUUCUGAGGAGCUCCGGAAUGCUCAAAGUGAACAGCUCAUGGGCAUCCGCCGAGAAGAAGAAAUGGAAAUGUCAGAUGAUGAGAAUUGUGACAGCCCUACUAAAAAACUGAGAGUCGAUGAAUCAGCCCUGGCUGCUCAGGCCUACGCUCUUAAAGAGGAGAAUGACAGUCUCCGUUGGCAGCUGGAUGCCUACAGGAAUGAGGUGGAGCUGCUGAAACAAGAAAAAGAACAGCUCUUUCGAACAGAAGAAAACCUCACCAAGGACCAGCAGCUCCAGUUCCUGCAGCAAACCAUGCAAGGCAUGCAGCAGCAAUUGCUGAGCAUCCAGGAGGAGUUAAACAACAAAAAGUCAGAACUGGAGCAAGCCAAGGAGGAGCAGUCCCACACGCAGGCAUUACUUAAAGUCCUCCAAGAACAGUUAAAAGGUACCAAGGAAUUGGUCGAGACCAAUGGCCACAGCCAUGAGGACACAAAUUUCUUUCCAGUCGUGUGGAUGUCUAUGACCAGGGGGAAAAAUCCAUAAAUAAAUGAAUAAAUAAAUCUUAUCAUAUUGUCUUCAGUUUUGUAUGUUUUUGAUUUCUCAUUAUAUCAUAAGUAUUUUUCUUGUCACCAAAUGUUCCUCAAAAACAUGAUUCUUAAUGGCUGUAUAAUGUAGAUAUGAAAUAAUUUAACCACACGCCUAUGUGUUAGGCAUUUAACUUCCCAUUUUUUAACUAUUAUAAAUAAUGCUGCAAUUAACAUGCUCAUAAAUCUUGUUCUGCGUCUCUCAUAUUUAUAUCUGGUGGAUUCUCUGUAUUAAUAGCUGUGUCACACAGUCUGGCAGGGAGCUUCAGACUUGCAGAAUUGUUUGGCAUUCAGCAUGUUAGUGUGGCAAAUGCAUGCUUAUGGUAUCCGUUAGUCGUCCUGAGGGAACCCACGAAAAGCUAUGUCUUGUCUUGCAACUUCCUAACUCUUUUGCCUUAGUCUCAAGAGUUGUCUAGCUUAUAGGAUGCUAGCCACACCUAGAUUUGGUCUGUUACUAUUACUUUUCUAUUGUUUUUACCUUUUAUUAAAUAGCAGUAGUAUCUGACCAACACCUUGUCUUGUAUUCUUGAGGCCCCAAACAAAGGCACCCUUACAAAGCCCACCUUUGUCCCCAUAUCACAAAAUCUGCGAGCACAUGACCUUGAGAAAAGUUUUUGAAGGCCAACCUAAAACCAUUAGAACCAGAAACUGAGAUCAACUGCAAAGGCCUUGCUCUCCAAGAGGAUUGCACUUGCUAAUUUUCAAUAGGUUUUUCUUUGUAUUUGAAACUGGGUAUAUUAAUGACAGCAGGGCGGUCCAACCUUUUAAGUGUACCCAAGUUUAAAAUUAGCCUUUAUCCCAGUUCCUUUAGAGAUUUCAGUUAUUCCAGAUGCAAUUUUCUUUCCUAAAAAGCAAGGCUAUGAUUUUUCCUUUGAUCUCCAUCUCUGAGCUGUCUCCUACUCCCUAGGACUGCUGAAUAACUAGCCUGAUCCCUGGUAAUUAUGCAUUACAGAUAUCGAAAUCUUAAAUUAAAAAAAGAUAAUCUGUCCUCAUCUAGCAUCUUUUUGAUGACCUUCCUCCCUCCCAGAGGUAUCACCACCUGUGAUCCUUACACGCGUAUGUUUGGUGAGAAAGUGGACGGAAAGGAGAGAAUGAGAGAAAUGUAGGAAGAAGUCAGAGGAGUCAAAUGAAGUGGCAGCUGAAGCCUGUAAUGUAUGGAACAAUUUGGUCUAAAAGUUUUCCAUGCAUUUUCUUUCCUCCUCUUCCUGUUUCUGCUAUAGGAUACUGCUACCGCACAUCCUCAUUUGCACAAUUCACACUCACACACUGGAGUUAGAGAAAUCAUUUGCAAUCUGUAAAGAGGUUUAAUUUGUGAUACUGAAGGUUAUCACUGUCAGGUAGAACACCUUCCCCACUCAACAAUAAAACAAAAACACAAAAGAGGAAAGACUUUUCAGCUUUGCACGUCGCCUCUGUAAGAAAGUAAAUCCUCAGAGUUGUCUUUAAAUCUGUCAGAGUAAAGACGUUAGGAGAGUAUGGAAGAGAUACUGUGUGAAGAACAUUCUCCAAGUUUAGUCCACUGCUGCCGAAGCUGUUGUUAACCAUGUAUUUUAAUGAGGUAUAUGGCGGAACCUCUGUAGGUGCCAAGUCCUUUGGCUAGUUUCAGAAUGUGGCUUUCAUCCUUUAGGCAGGUGAGCGUGAGAGAUAAGAAUGCAUGCUGAUGUAUUAAACAAGGCAAGGAGGAAAAAGACAAACCCCACAGGAAGGUGGGACCAUAUUCCCAAAGGCACAGACAAUUCAGGUUCUAUCCUUUCCUCCCAUGACAACUUGCUGCCUGCUCUUGGGGGCCCUGAUCUUGAACUGGAAGAGGAGUACACAAGACAGUAACACCUCAACAUGAGGAUUCGCACUUCCUGCACCCCACCCCACGGACUCUAUCAGAGGGAACAUGAGCACCCAACCCAACAGGCAUGAGCCUAGCAGAAACUGGGGUGAGAGACUGUAGAUGUCAGAGGCCUUCCAGCCCCUGCCUGUCUUUCUUCUCACAAUCUCCCGCUGCCCUUGGCCUGUGCAGAGUCCCUCAGUUUGUGUUCCAACACAGCCUGCCAUCCCUUUUUUACUCAGUAAGUCAACAGUAUUCAUUGAGGGAGACAGCAGAGUGUAGGGGUUCAGAACAGAUCUGGGCGCCAAGCAGACUGGUUUCAACUUGGCUCCACCACUUUCUGUCUGGGUGACCCUGAGCGAUGCACUGAACCCCUGAACCACCAUUUUUUUCACUUCUAAAAUGAAGGUAAUAAUUGCACCUACCUCACAGGGUUAUUGUGAGCAUUGCUUAGCAGCGUUGAUGUGAUUGGUGCGUGUUAGCUGGUUUUAUUACUCCAGCCUUCCACAUGCCCGGUGCUGUGCUAGGUUCUGGAGAUCCGUUGGUGAGUAAUGCAGACGUGGUUCCUGCCCCACCUGGAACUGACUCCCUUCAUCAUGCCCUGCCCUUAGCAAAGCUUGUCUUCUGUUUCAUUCCAUCAGGACUCACUCUCUGCCUUCAGGUCAAUAUCACAGUGGAAUAAUGGGCUUGAGGUAACUUAUUUGUGUGUUUCCAGCAACUCUCUGGAGAUAAGACCUUUACUUAGAAGGAUUGGCUCUAUGCAGAGGAGCCUGGUGGGAGUGCAGCAUGAUGCAUGGGUAUAUAGGGAGCUUUAAGACCCCUGGAAAUCUCGCCACUUUGUCUUCCUUCAGGGAGAGAUGGACCCACAUCUGUAGAUGCUUGAGGUCACCCUUGCUCUAUAGAUGUCUGAAAUCAAGAAAGUGGACUUUUCAUGGACUAAUAUUUCCUUCACCCUGUAAUAUAUGACUCUGCUCACAUAUUAAAUGCUCACACCUGGAAUUUGGCUUUUUCCUUGUGUUGCAGCUCCUGUAACAUCAUUGCCUUUCUCCUACUGAUGCUUCCUUCCCCACCUCUACCCCGACUCCAUCCUCCACAUCCUCCUCCCCCAGACAGGUGCCUUCUUCCAGCUACUUUACCACGUUUUCUGCUGUGAAGUCCAUAAUUCCAUCUGAAAAAGUCCACUCACAUCCCAACCCAGCACCCUUGAAAAGGAUUGAUGACGGGAAGAGACCCUGUUAAUACACCUGCUUUCCAGCACAUGCAGAGCUCCGAGGAAGGAUUAGAGCAGGAACUGCUGUCAGAAAUAGGCAGGAGCUGGCUUCAUGGUUAGUUCUUUAGUUUCCAGUAAAUACUCAAGAGAAGUUUCCUUACCAGGUGCCUCACUAUUAACCGACAAUGUGUGUUUCCACAGCUGGAGCGUGGGACAACAGUUUGUCCUUUUUGUCAGGACAGGAGUUGGCGGAACCUGCUUGGCCACUGGUGGAUUUGGAACAUGUAAACAGGAUUAGUGCGUGUUUAAUAACGCUGACAGGUUGGGUUUAGAGAAGUGAAAAUACCUUCUUCCCCCAGGCCACGUUAAAGAAAGUCAGGCGGAGGAGACGUAAAUUCAGCUCUGUGUGAGAUGGUCUGACGUGGGCAUGGAUACCUACACAGCUAAAACCAAGAUCUGAAACAAAAGUUUUCCAUUUUGGAGACCAAAUAGACUUCCCCAAAAAGGUUAAUGAUAAUCCUACCUGAUGUAGAAGAAAAUGCAAUUGUUUAAAAUGGAAGAUUUUAUAGAUCCAAUAUACGUACAUAUAAAUGCCCUUAUCUGAAGAGCACCAUAUUAUUUUUGCGGAAAAUUUGGAAAAUGCAUAAAAAUAUAAAGAAAAAAAUCACCAUCUGCAAUCUCACUCAGACAUUAGUGUCUCCUCCCCCUCUUUGUGUUUCCUCCAUCUUGGUCUAUGUGCACAUAUAUACAUUUUUGCCAAACUUACAGAUUAUCACAUGGGCAGUUUGGCAACCUACAUUUUUUUCCUUAUAAAUCAUGAGCAUUUCCCCAUGUUCUUAAAUGUUUUCUUAAUAUGACUUAAUAACUGCCUAAUACUUCAUGCCACAGAUGUGCUCUAGUUUAUUUAAUCAGUCCCUGCUGUGGGACUUCAAAAUAUUAUUUGUUUUUGCUGCCAUGGAUAGCAUGCCAUGAAUAUUCUUCAACAAUGUAUUAGUUAAUUCAUCCACCAUUUAAGCACUUUUUAAAUGGGGAAGCUUUUCCGCUUGCUUGGGAUUUAGGGAUAGAGGGAGAUCCAGUGAUUCUUUAAAAAGAUUAAAACUAAGCCCUGACAUGGUAAGUGAUGAAAUACACAGCCAAUAAUAAUGUCUAGAUGCUACCACAUAGAGAAGAUACUGAGUUCCCCAACAGGAGAGGGAAACAGCUCCCAAGAAUAUUUGCAUUCUGAAGAGAGAGGCAAACUGUGUAUACUUCAUGAAUAACUUAGAAGGAUACUGAGACUUGUUAUUUGGAGUUUUGCACUGUGGACUGGAGGUCAGUCUUCUGGGUGGUCAAGGGAUUGUAGAGCCUGUUCUCUGUGUGGACCCCAGACCACGGCUCAUGGACCCAGGCUGCCACUACCCAAAUGCGGUGUGUCUACCCUCUUGAGAGAGUAUAUGAGAUUGAGAAGAGUGCUCAAUUGAAAGAACAAAAUGGGUUCUAACCCCAAACAAAAUAUUAAGCUUUUAUUUCUAAUAUGGCCAAGAAGAUACACGUAAGCUCCAAACUAUCACCAAGAGGUGCAUACAUAAGCAUGCAGACAUGACUUGAGUGCGAGCAAUCUCAUCUUGAAGUCGAAUAAACCUAGAGGGGGCCCACUCCCAGUAUACCUGCCUCCCAUGAGAAACAGCUUAGCACUGCCUGAUAUGCUGAUCAAAAACGAACAGGAGAAAAGUUUAGGAGCAUUUAUGAACAAAGCCAGGCACCUAAAAGGUAGACGGAAGCAGAAGUUUGUUCUAGUGUCUCUUGGAGACAGCAGCGGAGAGUGAAGGGCCUCCUUUCCUCAAGCAACUUCAGUUCCUGCUAACCUAUCAGGAUCAGUGAUCUAGAAAGAACGAGAAACAAGGACCCACCAGUAGGUGAACUUCCCUUCUUCUAAGUUCUGUAUGUUACUCAGGAGUCAUAGGGCUUCCUAGAUGUUUAUUGUUGUUGUUUUUAGAAUAUUACAUGUUUUACGGUGAUUUCCACACUCCUUGUUUCUGCUAACCACACAUGAGACCAGGAAGGCUACUGGCGUGAAAUGUGCCAGCCAGGGCUGGGACCAGCAUCGGUCACCUCUCCGUCUGUGACUCUGGUCUUCCUCAAGGACUCCCUGCUCAGCGCUCCUAGCUCUCCUGGGAGAGUUGUGUAUUGCUGCAAAGGGCUGUCAUUCUCUUUCUGCACACACUGCUCAUCUCCAGACCUCAUCCGUCACAUUGCCACAUAACUCACUAGACUGUGGCACUUCUUUGAGGAAAUGCAUAGGACGAUGACCAGGAAGAAAAGUAGGUGGAAAGGUGGAAAGAAGAAAAAAGGGGGAGGACACAGGAAAGACCACAACCAGAAGUUUCCCAAAGUUUCAUCCCUUUCUGCAGCCCACCAGCACUUCUAAAUCAACGCUAGCAGGCAGAAGAGCAGGGGCUUUCACUGUCCCAUACAGCCUGCUUACGCUAGUAGGGAAACCUGCCUUCACCAAAGAGGUGUCUGUGGUUGCACGAAUAUCCACACUUAAUGGAAACGUCAUCCAAAAAUAAAUUUGAUGCAAAAAUCUCAGAUGUUAAUCUGCAAAUAAUGCAUUGGUGGGCUUCCUAAGGGAGACUACACCAAUUAGAGUUGGAAAUAAAUAUGUUCAAAUUCCCCACAAUAAGGUGAAAUGUCUUCUAAUCUUUCAACCUCAAAAUUCUUUCUGGCUCUGAUGGGGACGCCUCUCUCUGUUCCCUCCCUGCCCUCUCUCGAGCCUGUUGGUGGGAAUCAUCCCCAGCUGUGGGUUCACUGCCUGCCAGCUCAGCUUCAGCUCCCCGCUUCCUGGCCUGCCCAGAGGGACACCCAGUCCCACUGCUCGCCCAGGCAGCAGACAUCCUGUUGGUAGCACCUGUAACAGGGCAUUGGAGUCAAACCUCCAAGAAGGUUGCAGCUUUAAAAUCAAACCUCACACUUGCAGAUUUAAAUCGAACUUAGCGUGUCACAAAAUUCCAGAACUUCAGCAAACCACCCCACCGUGUGAAUCCCCGCCGUGUGCUCCUAGUUCAGGCAGAGCAGAAGUUGAACCGGGAAGGAAGAGGCAUUCGAUGGUCAGGUUCCUUAUAGAAAGACCGUGGGGCUUUCCUGAAGAAUUAGUCUUAGUUCUCAGCUGUGCGGGUGGCAGGGCUACAGAGGUCUUUGCCUUUUGCUCCCUGGGCAGCAGCCUGCUUGUAAACACGCAGAGAGUCACCAGGAGACUUGUGAGCAGCAUCCUGCGUGGUAUAUGGCAGCUGUUUUACGAACCCCGCAGGUCCUAAAAAGACUCACCAACCUUGGGACACUUAAUAGUUUUUUUCAGAUUUCUGUUUGAUAUUUUUUUUCCAAGAAAAUCCUAUAAACCUCAGCGUUCCCUGCCCUGAAAUUGCCCUUGUAGGGGAGAUUUGUGGCUGUGUCGCUCAGGAUCACCAUCGUUUAUAUUGCUUUGUCACCUUCCCCAUGAGAUUACAGAGUGACUCUCUUCAUAUGGACAAUUUCCAGACUGUCCAUGUAUGCUGAUGAACUACUUAUGUUUAUAAGACUUUCAGAAUCUAAUUUAUGCAGGCAUUUUCUUCCCAUGCCAAUUUUGAGAAAGAUGACUUGAAACUGAGAAAUGUCUAAAAGUCCCCUUGUAAACCCCCAAACCUAUUUGGGUGUGAUUACCUGCUCCCCUCACUACACAUAACACACACAGGUACACACACGGGCACAAGCAUAACAUGUCUCCGCAGCUGUAAGCUUAUAUAUUGUUUCAGACCAUUUUAUAUAACCAAAUUGGUCUCCUUGGUAAGAACAGAAUAACUACUGGCCUGAUAUUCAGAAGAACUGUUGGCCUGGUAUCCUGAAUAAAUGGCUAAUCAACAGGUCAAAUUCAGCUAGGAACACCAUUAAAAAUUCUAAAUAAUUAGAUUUUUUAUUGAUAAUUCAGCUUUCAUUCAUCUAUCAUGUCAUCUUUUUUGCCUGCAAUGCAAAUACCACCUGUUUUUAAGCCCUGCUCAAUUCCCAUUUCUUGGGGCCUUAUCCUAAGAUCAGCCCAAAUAAGUUACUAUCUUCUCCAUAUUCCCACAGUAUUUAGCAUCCUCCAAACAUUCUGAACAACCCAGGUAUGAUAGGCCUGUGUCCUCAACUCUGGUGUGUAAGUGCUUUAAGGGUAGGUCAUGGUAUGUAUGCCGUACAGAACCUAAUGCAGUGAUGAGCCUAUGUAGGUGGGUACAUUUGUAAUACAUAUAAAAUAUUUCUCAAUUGAUGAUUGAAUUGACAUGGAAUUUCCAGCAGCCUCAGACAGCUCCGUGAAUCAGUUUGGCCUGGUUAGGUGGGAAAUGCGAACACUUCCUUCUGUCUGUUAUCUACGGGUCAUCCUAAAGAUAAGCGUAUUUCAUUCCAUUUCACUUUAAGAUGUGUACCAAAGUCUCGUAGACUGUGAAAGUUAGAACUGAGGUGGUAGCAUUCACCUCAUCCAACUUUCUUAUUUUGCAGGUUUAUUUUGGUAUAUGUUUUCUUGCCUAAUUACUGUGUGUCUGUGAGUCUUACAUUCUCGAAGACAAUACUUCUGAAGCUUUAAUAAGCAACAGAAUCAGAGAGCUUCUUAAAAAACAAAUCGCAAGGCUCCACCCUAGAAUUUCAGGUUGGGUAGGUCUAGGCUGGGGCCUGAGAAUUUGCAUUUCUAAUAAGCUCCCAGAGGAUGCUGGUCUGUGGAACACACUUUGAGUAACUGCCACCUACUCUCCUCCCCAGUCCACGUUAGAUGCAGCUCUGUGCUGCUACAACACCCAGGGCCUUCCCCUGUCAUAGUUUAUAUCACACUGUAUCUUAAUAUAUUUCACAUGCCUGUCUAUCCUCCAGACUCUUACGUUCCUUGAGAACAGGAGCCACUAUUAUUCAUCUUUGAAUCUUAUCUAGCACAAAGCCUACCGUAUAGUAGAUGCCCAAUAAAUAUUUGAUGAAUCGGUGGUGAAGGCUCAAUAAAUUCCAGUCAAACUAUGCUGAACUGAGGUGUCCAGAGACUGUUUAGUCCAAAUGUUGAACUUUGCUGCUAUUCAACCUCAAAAAGAAGACAUACAAUUAGUAACUGCUGGACUCUGGUUCAUGAGAAAUCACUUCCAGUUGGAGAACAUGCAAAAGAUAGGUGGACUCACAGCUAACCCCUCCUAACUGUGCCCAUCCAAGUCCACGUGACGGGCAGUGCAGCAUGGUAGGCACAGUGCUGUGUGUUGGGAGCACACCCUAUCGCAGCCAGUCACCGUCCUCAGGGAGCACACGGCCCAUCAGGAGACAGCAUAUGACUGGACAGGGAAAUCACCAAAGAUGAGCUUCAGUCGUCUCAGUAAGGAAGGGGACUUGGGGUGGGACUAGGGGCUUGAACAAAGUGGAGAAGUGGUGAUUCCCUGAGAAAUGACUCGGACAGAAGGCAGUAUAGACACGUCGCUCGAGUCUGACUGCCUGGGGCCCAGUCUUGGAGUCACUACUUUGCAGGUGUGUGAACUUAGAAUGCUACUUGCCUUAUUUGUACCUCAAUUUUUUCAUCUGUAAAAUAGGGAUAAUAAUAGUAUCAGCACCUGGCAUCUACCAAGCACUCAGUAAGGGAUAACUAUUAGUAGUAUAAUCAUUACCAUUAGUUGUAUUAUUUUUUUUCCAGAGGACCACAAAUGCUACAUCCACCAAGCGCCAUGCAUCAGCAAUGCAGAGCACUUAGUUCUUGGAAUAUUUCUCAUGUAUGGCAUAGGCAAGAAGGCAGGGAAGAGAGAGAAGUGGAUUUUAGUGUCCUAGGGGAGGGAGACCAUUUAAUGUUUACUAAGAUCUCAGCGUAUGCCCCGCAAACCUUGUGAAAUUUGAUUUUACUUUAAUAAUAAUUAAAUGUCUCUCUUUCCCAUUUAUCAGAUCGCAUCCUAUCUAUUCUUGUAACCUAAUUUACCACUAUAAAGGUCAAAAAACCUCUAAAUUUUAAUAUUAUCAUUAGUAAUGUAAACUCAGCAGGUGAAAAUUAUGAUAGUGGGUGCUUUAUAGCGAAGAAAAAUAAGAAAUGUCAUACUGAGAAAUGGACUGGGAAAAUAACAUGCCAAGAGCACCAUAAUACAAUUAAUCUUUACCAGCAAUAGAGUCAGUAUCAUGCAAGAUAAAUCAAGCCGACUAAUUCUGGAUGCACAGACAUACAUUUAAAGGUAUCUCACUUUAGUUUCUUCUGUUUGCUGCUCCAUUUUUAUUGGUUGAGGAGAUUUUUCAUGUCAGUACUUUUUCAGGCAAUGAAAGGUAUGGACUUGCGUAGAUACAGCAGUAUGGGUUACAUUUUUUAUGUAUUGAAGAGAAACACACAGCUGCUUUUGAGAUCCAGUAUAUUUUUUCAUUUAGCAACAUCUACAGCGGCAUACAGUAAAACUAAAAAUAAAAUACUACAACCUACACUUUAAAUAACGAGUGGAGUUAUUGGAAUACAAAGGAAUUGUUUUUCUCAUUUUUAGAUUGUUUUUAUUUAAUACGGCUGUCACAAAACUAUACCAAAAGAAAGUCAUUUAAUUGCCAGCCUCAGACCAUGGUUGAAGUGUAGUGGGAACUGUGAUAGCUGUAAUUAAGUUACAAUUCAGGCACAGUGAUGCUCUCCGUAUUUAAUGGUAAACAUUACAAAAUUGAAAUUACUCUUUCUUAUCAAAGUCUCUGUUCUCUUAUUAAAAGUAUAUGUGGGAUAAUCCUAUUUUUCAAGUAAGAACUAAUAACAAUAAUAUCUACAU